AUGUUGUUCAAAACUUUUAUCCCCUUUGUCGCUGUCGCUUUGGCAGGAUCUUCCCUCGCCCUUCCUCGCCCGAUCGGUUCCUCGUUGAUGGUUCGUGGUGCCAACAAAAACGCUGCGGCCGGCCCUCCUGCUGCUGGCGACAAGACUGGCGCCAACACCGGAACGGAUGCCCCCCCUGCAAAGGGUGAGGCCGCUGGCCAAGGUCAGGAAGGUACCGAUGCCGAGACUGGUGCCGACGGCAAUGCUGGUGGUAAUACCGGCGCUGACAACACUGGCGCUGACAACACUGGUACCGAAACCGGCACUGGUGCUACGAACGGAACUGAAACCGGCACCGCUACGAACGGAACUGAAACUGGCACCGCUACGAACGGAACUGAAACUGGCACUGCUACCGAGACUGGUACUGGCACCAAUGGCACUGACUCGACGGGUACUGCUACCAACGGUACUGACGCCGGCGCUACUGCUACCGUCACUGUGACCGUUACCCAAGUUGUCGCUGCCCCUACUGGCGUCAACAAUGCCGGUGGAGGUGCUGGUCGUAAAGGCAAAGGUGCUCAGAAAGGUGCUGCAGGCGCACAGAAAGGUGCUGGAGCUGCUCAGAAAGGUGCUAAAGGUGCUCCGGCUGGCGCUGAAGAUGGUACACCACCUAGCGCGGAAGGUGCUCAAAAGGGUGCUAAAGGUGCUACCGCUGGUGCUGAAGGUGCUCAGAACGGUGCUGGAGGCUUACCGGCAGGUCCUGGAGGUGCUCAGAAAGGUGCUAAAGGUCCCCAAACCGGCGCUGAAGACGGUACGCCACCUAGCGCUAAAGGUGCACAGACUGGCGCGGAAGGUACAGAGGUUGGUGCUGAAGGUGCACAGACUGGCGUUGAAGGUGCACCAAACGGUGCUAAAAACGCGAAGACUGGUGCCGUUACUGGAUCGGAGGUUGUUACAACAAUCGAAAGCGGCGAUGCAUCCACUUCACCUCAGUCUGGCAUCAAGUUCUUCGGUUUGAGGCGCCGUGAAGAGUUAAUGAGGCGCGAGGCACAGGAGGAGGCCGACUUCGCUGCCCUCAACGAAUUGGACUAA
Marasmius oreades (fairy-ring Marasmius) is the source of this 1074-nucleotide messenger RNA. RefSeq lists its product as uncharacterized. Bases 1 to 1074 code for a protein of 357 amino acids. NCBI's taxonomy places the organism in Eukaryota, Fungi, Basidiomycota, Agaricomycetes, Agaricales, Marasmiaceae. The record is from RefSeq and is a predicted model, not a curated record. The transcript is spliced from 5 exons.